Messenger RNA from Postia placenta MAD-698-R-SB12, 8053 nucleotides. RefSeq lists its product as hypothetical. NCBI's taxonomy places the organism in Eukaryota, Fungi, Basidiomycota, Agaricomycetes, Polyporales, Adustoporiaceae. The coding region runs from base 1 to 7974 and encodes 2657 amino acids. Gene Ontology annotation, molecular function: protein binding. The transcript is spliced from 13 exons. The record is from RefSeq and is a predicted model, not a curated record.
AUGAGCGAUUUCUACGAGGUCGUCGACCUCACCGCAAACAUUGAAUCCAUCUUAAAGCGAUACCCGUUUAGUAUAGGCAUAUUUCGUGAGCUAUUACAAAACUCCGACGACGCAAGGGCCACCAAGCAGGCCUUCAUUCUUGACCUUCGAACGCACGCCAGUGACCGGCUCGCUGACGAGAAGCUCAAUGUGCUUCAGGGUGCUGCACUGCUAGCUUGUAACGAUACUGCUUUUACUGAGAAGGAUUGGAAUGCAUUGAGAUCUAUCAACGGAUCCUCGAAAAAGACUGAUACUUCCACAAUUGGCAAAUACGGCAUAGGGAUGCGUUCUGGCUAUCACUUGACAGACAACAUCGAAGUAUACUCUGCAGGCAGUCUGGUCAUCUUCGAUCCACAUCGCACCUUGAUCCCCGAAGGUGGUAAGAAGUGGGACACGACCUCCCUCCAAGAGCGAUCUCCCGACCAGCUAUCUCCCUUCCGUGGACUGCCCAUCCUGGAUACUGUUGUUCGGCUCCCCCUGCGGACACCUGGGCAUCACAGUCGUCUCAGCACCAAAGUCCCUCGACCAGACGAGAUCAGGACGCUUAUGCAACAGUUCGUCGAGGACGAACUUGCCAUGGUCUUACUCUUCCUGUCUCACGUCGAGGAGAUUGAGAUGUUGGAGAUCAGUGAUGAUUGCCAAAGACUGAUCGGGCGCUGCCAGAUCAACCGCGAAGCUACUCCACGCGAGCAAAAUGGAGGUUUACUCAUAGCAGAGCAGGUCUAUUCGAGUGUUGCGACCAUCGCCGUAGAACAAUUCGAUGCCGGAGGCCAGUCAACCGGUUCCAAGUCGCAAGCAUGGCGGGUCCUACAUGCGUCGUUCUCCAAGCAAUCCUGCAUCGAUGCUCUCCGUGACCGUCUGGGCCGAAUCAAAGACUACGACAUCGUUGUUGAUGUCGACAGCGAGAAGCUGUGCCCGGCGGAUGGCAGUCCUGUCGCAAUCGCGGUGCCACUCAUGUCAAAGCCUUUGAUGAACGGAAGGCUUUUUACCUAUCUUCCUCUCCCACUGGCAACCGGGUUUCCUUGUCACAUACAUGCCCUCUUUGCCCUCACCGACGCGCGCGACCACCUACGGAAUGCGGGAGAGAAGGUCUUGGAUUAUACCCGCGACAAAGUGCUUAUAGAAUGGAAUCGCGUACUCUUCGAGAACUUCAUACCGAAGACGUGGGCGCUCUCGCUCCAGAACCUGCGACAGCGAGCGGAGAUAUCUGACCUCUACGACGUCUGGCCCUCUCUGCAACAUCAGGCGUCGAGCGGCGAGUCUGUAUACUGGCAUCGUAUGCCUGCACAAGUACUACAGGCCAUACUAGACCGCGAUCUCGCUGUCUGGCCCACAUUCUCCAGCACACCUCCGGCGUACACUAAGUUAUCAGCCGUCAUCGUUGCUUCUGUCCAGACACCUCGAUCUGCUCUCGAAUCGCUUGUAUCUGCCGGCUUGAAGAUUGUACAACCACCCGCUUAUAUUUUCGACAUGAUCGAGAAGGCGAAGCUCUACCACAGGGAUUCUGCGAAGAUCCUUACACCGCGAACCGCACACGCUGCGCUGUUGCUCGUGUCUUCCGACCUGCCGGCACUCCCUGCAUCCGAUAAAGAAGCGAUCUUGUCGUAUCUAUUCUUGUCGAACGAAUUGUCCUUUUUAGCCGAGCUGCCAAUUGUCCCCACUGUCUCGGGGCAGGUCAUUAUGUUGCAUACGACAUCGCAAUCGAGGCAUACCCUUCUCAAUAAAGAAGAGGCCGAGCUCUUCGGAAGUCAUGAUGCCAAUGCGAUAGCGCUCGACCGACUUCCGUCCCUCAUCUCGGCUGCAUUAUGUCGAAGUGGAGAAGCGUCUUUGAAUGUUGCCCGCAUGGACUGCAAGCGCGUUCUCGAGUACUUGCAUCAAGAAUUGGACGGUGUCCUGCCGCGUGCUUGCGAGGAGCGCGCUGCAGACGACACGAUCCGCUGGCUCUUUAGAUUUUGGAAGUGGUUGCCGCAGUGGCCACUGCGUAUCGAACUCGUCGCUGCCGCGAAGCCCUUGGCGUUGCUCGUCGCCAACGAUGGGCGCUUACGAGUGCUUGAGGAGGGGAUCUUUCUCGGGAGCGAAUUAGACGCCACCUUGCGCGAGAUGCUAGAGAAGUUGGGACUACAUUUCUUGCAUCCGUCCUUCCCACCAUCCACUGUCUCAGUCAUCGCCCGAACUAUCAUCUUGGACCCAUUCAACGCACCCAGCAUCCUUGAUAACCUUCAAACCGUCGAUGCCUCUCAUCCAAGUUUUAGCGAUGCGGAAGUACAGCUACUCGGUACACAUUUGGCCUCGUGUCUGGUGCGUGCCGGCCGUCUUUCGACUGAACGUAAAUCGCGAUUGUGUUCCCUCCCGGUAUAUCGUCUAUUCUCUUCCGUCGCGACUUCUGCUGGGUGGGAGCUCAGGCCAUCUCUGGCCUCUAUACCUAUCACGUCACGCAUAUAUCGCAUAUUUGGUGCGAAAGACGUGUUCCUCCCCAUCAUUCCUAAUGCACUGUUCGUAUUGGCGUCCGGAUGGGAAGGAGACCUUAUCGAGGCCAUUGAUAUGCAGUCCGCAACCAGAGUCCUCAAGGCAUCUGACGUCGUGACUCUUUGUAUCAAAAAUCUCGUCGAACAGAGUCCUGCAUGGCAACUAGCCUUCCUGGAGCAUCUCGACGCACGACCUCACCUACUGUCGUACUCAGAUAAAGGCACCUUGCGAAAGUCACCUUUCAUUGCAGUGGGACAUGGAAAUAGUCGUCGGCCUCCCGAAGACGUCGUCGAUACUAAUUCACCAAUCGCAACGUUGGUGCGUGUGGAUGAGGAGAGGUAUCCAGCAAGCUGCGACGCGGGCAUAUAUCACCGAAUGAUGGAUCCCUUGCGAAGUCUCGGCCUACUACGCAAUUGCCUGUCAGUCGACUUCGUCGGAGACCGUAUCCAAUACAUAUCGAAGUUGUCCAAGUCCUCAGCCGAAGAUGCAGACAAGCUCGCUCGUUCAUUAAUCAAAAUGAUCGCAGACACUUCCUUCGACUGUAGCCACCUUCGCCUGAACGACACCGUUGAAUGGUUGCCAACCCCUCGAGGGAUGUGCUCACCUUCGGCAUGUAGAGAUCGAUCCUGCCGACAACUCGUCGAUCGGGUCAUGCCGAUUCUAGACAUGGAGAUCUCCUCAGCAUUGCGACAAGCAUUGGGAUGGAGUAUGCCUGUUCCGAUUGAUGUUCUCAUGAGUCAAAUGAAGGCUGUCGUCUUGGAAGAACACAACGCCGAAUACCUGUACCGCUUGAUCCGCGAGUUUGGAAAUCGCCUCUCAGACUUCUCCACGCAUCUAGGGACUUUGCAGAAUAUAGUCCAGGAUCAUGCAUGGAUACCUAUCUCAUGGGAGCCCAUACGUAUCGCAACCACAUCACAGGCAGUGUUUUCACGAGAAGCGGAUGGUCUCCCCGGAUUCUGGACUAUACCCUCUGAUUUAGUCGCCCUGAAGGGUGUCAAAUCACUUCUCCUGAAAAUGGGUUGCAACGAGAAGCCAUCUACAACAGCGAUACUGCAGCGAAUUGCAGACGAGAAGAAAAAGGAGCCUCGCUGCAAUCUGCGACAGGUGGUCAGAUUAUUGGACGCCAUCGGACAUCUUCCGGAAGACCACAAUCAGGAGCUCAUGCCAGUGUUUGUCCCUGACGUGCGUGGGAAUCUCCGGCGGCCUGAUGAAGUCUAUUACGAUGACUUGGGAACACGAGCAUUAGAACUUGCUCUUCCAGCAGGUUUCUACAAAAUGCACACCCUCGUUACCGACGAUAUAGCGACGCGCCUAGGAAUACGAUCUCUCAGCUCAUGGCACCUUGGCCUUUUGGAUGACGAUGAAGAUAUGCACGAGGAUUUGACAACUAGGAUCCAAGGCGUCUUGAGAUCCUAUUCUGUCACACAGUCGUUCAACGAGUUCCUCGCGAACGCGGCUGACGCAAAUGCGAGUGCACUCGGUAUCGUACUGGACGAAUUUCAACAUGACAACAUCAGCAGUCCAGUGUUCCUGACAGACGAAAUGAAACGCAUUUGUGGGGGGAAAGCGUUGAUCAUCCACAACGAUUCACUAUUCCAAGAGAAGGAUUGGAAGGGUAUUCGUCAUGUAGGACUUGGUGGCAAACAAGGCGACAUGGAUACGAUUGGGAGAUUUGGCUUAGGCUCACUGGUGAUGUUCCAUUUCAGUGAAGUGCCAAUGAUAGUCUCUGGAGGAUAUGUCUUGUUCCUGGACCCAUCCAGAAAGUACUUGCCUCGAAAUGGACAUCUCAAGCGAAGUGCUUUACACUUGCCCCUCUCGAAGCUUCAGGAUCUCUACGAUGGGCACCUCUCACGGCUUAACGGAAUAUUCGGUUUUUCUGCAGACAAGGAAUUCUAUGAUGGAACUUUAUUCUACCUACCUCUGCGGACCAAUUCUUAUGCAAGGCGCAGCAAUCUUUCCGCUUGCACUGUUUCCCCAAUCUUUUUGCACGAGUUGAUACGAGGUUACGAGGCUGAUGCACUAGAUUCCCUCUUGUUUCUUGGAGUGAAACACGUAAGUGCGCAUUGGCGCAAUUCAUCGGGAGUGGUCGAAGGACUUUGGGCGAUUUCUGCAGAACGAGGAGAUGUGCGUACGGAGGACGACUUCAGGUGCCACGAUGUUGUGAUGGCGCACGAGGGCUCACUAUCAAAGAACCAGGGUCAGGUCUGGCGUGUUGCUUCGAUGAAAUUAUGCGCCGAAGACGCACCUCCAGAGCUCCAGGAUCUCGUCGUGAGGCAUCAGCUCAAGGUCUUAGACGUUGGCCUUGCGGUAGUCAUAUCUCCAUCGACUACGAUGCCGACUCGCCCGAGGUUUUUUUCGAAGCUGCCUCUGCCGGUAUACACUUCUCUUCCGCUGCAUAUCCACGCAUCUUUCAUUUUAGCCGAUGAUCGACGAUCCAUUCGCUUUGAUGACAACGGCCAAUCUAACCCCGAGGCCGUGCUCAAUCGCUGGCUUCUUUCAUCUCGCAUUCCACUGCUUUACUUUUGGUUCCUAGAACAAUGGCCCCUAGCUAAGAGCAACUCAAAACUCUUUCCAGCGACCAAGGUGUCAGGAUCUGUCACAGAGGAUCCCUUGUCACAGGUAGUGGCUGAUGGCUUUUAUGAACUAUUGCCAGCCACCUCCAGGAAGGUUUUUCACAGUGUCUCAGGCAAACAUCUCCAACCCACGGAUGCUGUAUUCCUUCGAUCCCGUAUUCCCCCAGACACAAGCAGCAAGAUGCUUCUCGCCUUGAAACCGGAUGAGCUCGUCAAAUUUCCAUCGGCGCACUAUAGCAAGGCCCUGGAGACUGACGAGAGACUCAAGUGGGUUCAAUCUGAAUACGUCUGUCAGGUGAUUCGCCGAUAUCGGACAUCUUUCCUCAAUGCCUUCACCAGCCUGAGGCUCGAUGUCCGUGGCGUCCAGGAGAUAUUGAACGGUGUCCAAGCAGACCUUAGUCCUUCACAGAUUGCAGGUCUACCUCUUCUUCCACUCGCGAACGACACGCUAGCAGACAUCAACGACUCAUCACACACCAUGUUCUAUGCCAGCACACUACACGGUCGUCGAAGGCCCUGGCCUCUCUUUCCCUCUGACCGCUUUGUUCAUCCCGACUUCAGAGUGGAAAACAUUUUAGGGCACGGUCUCAACGUCUCAGAAUUCGAGGGUCCCGCUGUGGCCGAGUUCGUCAAGUCACGUCUCCCGAAAUCCAUCAGUUCCGUGAUGAACUGCAACAAAAAGGACGCUGCUUGGAUCCAAAGCUUUUGGCAGCAUUUUGAUAUUCUGGAUACAUCUAUCGAGCAUAUAUCAUCACUGGCACUAGUCAAAACCACUCACGCAGGCCAAUAUGUAUCAAUCAAACAUUGUCAGGAGACGGCUGCAGUUCUUGUCAUUCCGAUGAAUUUCUAUGAUCUAGAUCAUGUUCGCAAGGUGUUGGGGAAGAUGGGUGCGCUAUUCGUGCAGCUGGAUGACGACAAGCUCUCGCCGCUUCCGAGGCUAUUAAGCUCCAUCCCAUUCAGAUUCGGCCUCAUAAAGGUGCUCCGGUUCAUCACGUGGAAAUGCAAUGAUCUCGGGGGCGGAGGAAACAGCGUCAUGGGGCUGUUCUCUAGACUUUCUGAGGAGGAGUGUUCCGACUUUGCUCUUUGGGCAAGACAGGAGAUACAGGCUUGCAUCGUGGACACAUCUCCUGAUCUCAAAUCACUCAUAUGCCGUCUACCCAUCUGGCCCGCGCAAUGCGCGAACGUAGUCAGAUUGCGAGCUCUGUGCGAUCGAGAUGUGCAAGUUCUCCCACAGGCGUUCAAAGUGGAGCAUGCGGCCCACUUUCUUCAAGGAUCAAGAUACUACUACACAAGCGUGCCUCUCUCGGUUCUGACACGACUCGAAUCGGAGGUCAAACCCAAGACAAUACCUGUUAUGCUCUCUCGUUUGAAUGAUCUAAAGAUACUCCCCCCUGACGACGUAACCCUAUAUCAACACUUCCUCGACAGGCUCUUCUCCCAUUGUCAGUCGCAACUCUCAGAUGUAACCUUCAUAAGGGUCCCCAACAGCUCAUUGGUAAUGGUCAAUUCGAACACUUUGUACGCGGGAAGAGGAGUGGAUGCCUUCCGGGACAUAUUUUCUUCUCAUUCCCAAUAUCUGAUACAUCCCGAUUUUGCAAAAUACGAGAAAAAGCUCGAAAGCUUCGGUCUCAAAUCCAAACUCGACUUCGCGACGUUCAUGACAUGCGUGCAGACCUGGUGCCGCAGUGGAGGAUCCGCCGUUAACAGGCGACAGCAGGCAGCAGCCCUUUACAGAUGGUAUCAAGACUUGCCUAUGGAAAUCGGCGCUCAUAAGUAUAAAUGGAGUCAAUUGAAGAAUUAUGACUUUGUUCCUCGUCGCCAAAGCCUCCCGCGCUAUGGCUUGACCAAUAUUUUAUCUCAUCGGAUUGUUAAGCCUUUGCCAGAUAUCAUUUCCCCGAGCAACGUUCUUCGUCCAGAGCAUGAAGCUAUCGCUUGGACACAACGAGGACUAUUUGACGUAGUGCCUCACGAGCGUUUAUUCCUUGCCGACUUAUCUUUAGGCGUCCCUACUGUGGAAGAAGUGGUCGAGCACCUUCUCGUCCUGGCAUUGUGCGCCGCGGAAGAGUUCUCGGGAAAUGGAGAGGUCCUUCGAGAUCUGACCCAGACAUAUGAAUGGUUGAACCAACGCAGCAAAGAGGCCGGCGAUAUACUCCUGAAUUAUACCGACAAUGAUCUUUUCCUGAACGUGGACGAUCCCGAGAACGGUCCAUGGCGAUUCGCGAGUGCGAGUCAGCUCAUCUUCAAUGCCCCUGACGAGGACGAUCGCCAGAGUGUCCGCACGUUCCUGAUGCCCUUCAAGAAUCUUCUUCUUGCUGCCAAUGCCCACGAGAUCAAGCAGCUCGUCGCCCCACCCGUGGAGCGGCGCUCGCCAGAUGACCUGUUUUCGCGUUUGCGUUUUGCCAUCAACGAACAGCGGCUCAAGAGACAGCUCACCGACGCCCUGCUCGUUAGUACGGACGGGUCAGAGCUCCCUGUCCAUCGCAGCUUCCUUGCCGCAUCUGUGAAACAUUUCCGCGAUCUAUUUUGCGACUCUGGAUAUGCCGAAAGCUCCUCUUCUGCAUCCCCAGAUGAUCCGAUCCGUAUACUAGUAGAAGAAACGGGUGCAAUCAUACAAACCAUCGUCGACUUCAUCUACACCGGACGGCCUACGAUCAAAGAUGAACACGACCAAGGAGAACUACUGUCAGUUUUGAAGUUGGCACAUCUCUGGGGCAUCACCGAUCUGUACGCGGAGAUUGAGAGCAUGCUGGUAGCAACGAUCACACCGGGCACCUUUGCGGAUUUGCACAGAGACGCGAAGCUACUGGAGGCGCAGGUGCUGCAGCAGCAUUGCGAGACGUACGCGAAAGAGCAUUGGCAGGUAUUCAGGGAUCUGGGAAUUGCAACGGACUUAUAGAGCCAGGGCGUACAAUGGUGACUGCCAUGAUUACAAUUGGAACGGAUAGCGCAGAGAAGUGCUGAAUUGUAUCAUGCUA